Gadus chalcogrammus (walleye pollock) is the source of this 9344-nucleotide messenger RNA. RefSeq names its product microtubule-associated protein 1A-like. The coding region runs from base 370 to 9336 and encodes 2988 amino acids. Lineage: Eukaryota; Metazoa; Chordata; Actinopteri; Gadiformes; Gadidae. Gene Ontology annotation, molecular function: microtubule binding; actin binding. Gene Ontology annotation, biological process: microtubule cytoskeleton organization; regulation of microtubule depolymerization; dendrite development. The record is from RefSeq and is a predicted model, not a curated record. Gene Ontology annotation, cellular component: dendrite; microtubule; cytosol. The transcript has 8 exons.
AGGACCCUAUACCACAGAAGUGAUGUCCUAGAGACGGUUAUACUGGUCAACCCGUCAGAAGAGACGGUUACAUCAGAGAUCCAGUCUCUGGUCACAGACUCAGCAGGACAUAAGCUCCUGGUCCUGAGCGGCCAGAGCUCAGAUCACGGUGACCUUCUCCUUCAAACCGGGCUCUUCACCUACCAGACCUUUUCACAACUCCUUACUGACCCUCGGGUCAGUGAUUUACUGGGCAGAGUAGCACCCAAGCAGCCGGCUACACUAACUGUGUCCAGCCGUGGGGAGGUGGGCUGGAGCUCCUUGGGACAACAGAAACAUCUCCAGGACUUUCUAGAAUACAGAGUGAACCCUGAGCCUGUGCUGCCCAAAAUGGAGGGCGUGUCCGAGUUCACAGAGUACAUCUCUGAGACUGUGGACGUCCCCUCACCGUUUGACCUCUUGGAGCCACCCACCUCUGGAGGGUUCCUGAAACUUUCCAAGCCAUGUUGUUACAUCUUUCCCGGAGGGAGGGGAGAUUCCGCCCUCUUUGCUGUGAAUGGAUUCAACAUAUUGGUGGACGGAGGCUCGGAUCGCAGAUCAUGCUUCUGGAAGCUCGUCCGUCACUUGGACCGCAUUGACUCGAUACUACUCACACACAUUGGAGCUGACAAUCUACCAGGCAUCAAUGGGCUCCUUCAGCGCAAAGUAGCAGAGAUGGAAGAGGAGCAGUCCCAAGGUUCCACCAAUUACAGUGAGUGGAUGAAGAACCUGAUCUCGCCAGAACUUGGCGUUGUGUUCUUCAAUGUACCAGAGAAGCUACGCAUGGCUGAAUCAAAUCUCAAGGUCAAGCGCAGCAUCGAAGAAGCCUCACUUACAUUACAAUAUCUGAAUAAACUGGGAGUGAAGCCAGAACCUCUUUGCAGAGUGGUCAGCAACACCAUUGAACCCAUCACCUUGUUCCACAAAAUGGGAGUGGGCAAGUUAGACAUGUAUGUUCUGAACCCUGUAAAAGAUAGUAAAGAGAUGCAGUUUCUAAUGCAGAAAUGGGCUGGUAACAGUAAGGCAAAGACUGGUAUCUUGCUCUCUAAUGGCAAAGAGGGGGAAAUAUCUGUGCCCUAUCUGACAUCAGUCACAGCCUUAGUUGUUUGGCUCCCUGCCAACCCAUCUGAAAAGAUUGUUAGGGUGCUCUUUCCUGGAAAUGCACCCCAAAACAAGAUUCUGGAAGGCCUAGAUAAAUUAAAGCACCUUGAUUUCCUGCGUUAUCCAGUAGCGACACAGAAGGACAUCGCUUCAGGAACUCCACCACCUGUCAUAAAACAGAGCAAGCUGAAGCAAAGAACAGACAGCAAAGAGAGUCUCAAAGCCUCUCCCAAAACCACUGCAAAACCCUCCAAGAAAGAAACUGAUGGAGAAGAUGAAGUUCCAGCUGCCGCAGAGGUGAAGACUGAUUCUGUAAAGGACAAUAAGGAAGAGAAAAAAGAGGAGAAAAAGCCCAAAACUUUGAAAUCAAAGUCUGAGGUACCAGAGAAGAAGAAGCUGUUAAAGGAGAAAUCCUUAAAGAGGCACUCAAAGGAAAGGACAUUGAAAAUGGAUGAAAAAAAGGACAAGGAAAAGAAAGAGAUCAAGAAAGUAAAAAAGGAUGACCCCCUGAAAAAAGAUGAAAAGAAGGAUGGAAAGAUUAAAGAUGCUAAGAAGAAAGACGCAUCUAAGCCCGAGCUGAGAAAGAUUACAAAGCCUGACCUGAAACCUCUGACACCAGAAGUAAGGAAGACCUUGCACAAAGCUAAAGUUUCAAGUAAAGCCAAGACUGGCAAAGUCAAAGCAACCAAGGCACAGCCUGCUGAACCUAAACCAGUGGAGAAACCAGUCGCAGAAACUGAACAGCCUACGACAAUACAGAAUGGAACUACUGAAGGCCUGUCUGCCUCAUCCAGCCCAGAAGAUCUUACCAAGGCUUUUGAAGAUCUAAAGCAAACAGGAACUGUAUCCUCAGAACAACUUGAAAUUGCUGAAGUUGCAGAGGAGCCAACAGCACAAGAAACCAAAUCGGAAAUUCUACCUAGCACCUUGUCUUCUGAAAAGGUAUUGGCCUCAGAAGUAAAGGCAGAGGCUGAUGCUGGAGUUGAAGAUAAACAAUCAAACCAAGUGAGAGAGGAAGAAUUAGAGGCUGAAAAGUUUGAGGAUGAAGGAGCAGCCAUUGAUGAUGAGGUGGAGGAUGAGGAGGAGGAAGAGGGAGAUUCCCCAACUGCUCAAAGGGAAGCAGCAGAGGAAGAGGAAGACAUGGGCAUAGGAGAAGAAGAAGAUGAUAGCCUUGAUAGGAAGCACGAAGUAGAAGAAAUGGAGAAAGCAAAGCUUUCUACUAUGUUGGAAAAACAAGACUUCAAACUGGCUCAUUCCAAGGAGGAGGAAGAGGAGGCAGAAGAUGAAGCUAUUGAAAAGGCAGAGUUAGAGGAGGUAGAAGACUUGGAUGUAAUAGCAGACGAGGAGAUCAAGGACAAACCUGAAGAUACGGAAUUGGACCACAUCAGCCAGGUGGUUGAACAACACAAGGCAACCGAGUUUGGAGCUUCAGCCAAAGAGGAUGACGAUGAGGAAGGAUACCUGUCACAUGUUGAUGGAGCCACAGCUCCGAUAACCUCAGUGGCUCAAGAGGCUGGUGUCGCUGCUGCCUACAUUCAAGAUGAUAAUAUUCCUGCUGCAGAACCUAUUUCCUACAUUCAAGAUGAGACUAUUCCUGGGUACUCUGAGACAGAGCAGACCAUCUCUGAUGAGGAGAUUCAUGAGGAGGCAGAGGACAGAAUACCACACCUUCAGUAUGAUGUUGGUACCUAUGACAUCUCUGUUCCAGACCAGACUGGCUCCUUUGUAAAUAUUCAUGGAAUGAAAGAGAUACAAGCUGCUGCCGUGUCAGAUAAAGGUUUUAUGCCUGGUAUACAGGAGCAGGUGUCUGCGUAUACCAACAUCAUUGCUGCUCCAUUGGCAGAAGAAGAGCAUGUGUCCUCUGCGACCUCCAUUACAGAGUAUGACAAAAUAUCCUCACUGCCAACCUCUAUUGCCGAAGACCUGGCGCCGGCCGUAGCACCACAAAUUGAAGAAAUAUGUAAAAGCUCUUUAGAAAUGGAUACUGUGAAAAGUGUUUCCCUUCCAAAACCGACUGAGGCAAACCAGGGAACCAGGGACGUCCCAUACUCCGCUGGGACUGUGUCACCAAUAUCCUCUUUGGAGGAUGACAAGUGCUCCAAGUCUCCAUCUGACGACGCAAACCGUGGUUUCUCUGGAGUAAGCACAGAUGCUGAAGUUACUGAAGCUCAUAGUGAGGAAGAAGAGGAUGAGGAGGAAGAAGACCAGACUCCCAACAUUGACAUGUCACUUGAAAAACUUCAAGAGAGCUAUGCCCGCCCACAACUAUUGAAGGACAAAGAAACGCGCAUUGAACCCACCCGUGAUUUAAGUUCAAAACCGGUUGAUAGCAAACCUGUGCACCCACCAGUAGAAGAGGAAUGCGUGCAUUCAAUUGCUGCCAAGGAAGUUUCCUCUGUUGUGCCCACAAGGCCAUUUGGAUCAGGUUCUAUAACUUCAGAGAGUGAGGAGCGCUGCUUUAGUCCAGACGACAGCACUGUGAAGAUGGCUUCACCACCACACUCUGGCCCCCAAAGUCCAGCUCAUUCUCCACUACGCCACUCACCAGUCAGAUCCUUCCCUGAGCAAGAGUCGCAAACACAAGAACAUAUUCCUGAUGUUGUCGUCAAGGGUGAGGACCGUGCUGCAAAGAAAGAUGAUACAGACAUAGAAGUAAAGACACACACGGUAGAAAUAGAACAAGUAGGUCCAAAAAAGUCAGAAGAGUUGUCACCAACGCUAGAUAAAUCAUUUGAGGUCUCCAAAGAGGUUGCAGAGCCAGAGAAAACAAUUUCCCAAUUGUCAAAAGGAAAAGACAAGCUUGAAGAGAAAAUGCAUCCUACUGCUGCAGCAAUAACAGAGAAAGCUGAUGCCACCCUGUUAGUAAAGGAUUCUACCACUGAAGUCCUUUCUGACGUGAACAACUGCCCCACACAAAUUGCAGCCAAAGAGGAAAGCCUUUCCUCUAAAUCAGUCAUCAUUGAGGAACACAGUAAAGAUAAGUCUUCUACUGUUAAAUUGGUCACAGAAGAAAAGGACCAAGGUAUUGAUACUUCUACAAUUAGUUCUACAGAAAAAGAUGGGCAGGCUUUCAGCAAGAGUGAUAGCUGUGCUGCUGAACCAACCAUAGUCGAACAAAAACUGGUCAUGGAUGAUGAUAUUCUUAUUAAACCAUCUACACAAGAGGACAAAGAUCAAGAGAAUAGUAAAACGGAUAGUGCUCCAGUCAAACCUCCAGAGAUGGUCAAGGGUUUCAAUCUGAAUGUGGAUACAACUUGUGGCUUCAAAUCACCUACCAUGGAUUCCAAACAGGAAUUUAGAGAUGAGAGCAUUACUGAUCCUACCACUACUGUUAAACAUCCUUAUUUAACAGGAGAUGAUGAUGAAGCAAAUACAGAGGAUUUCAAUGCUACAACACCAUCCAAUGAAAACGUGCAAGGCAGUACUUCAGAUACAGAGCACACUAUUCAGCCAGAGAGUGAGAAAGAAACUAAGACAGAAGCCAUGUGUGUUGCUUCAACUGUAGAAGAAGAAAAUGAGUCAUCAAUGACUAGUGGGGAAACGUCCACAGUUAAACCAGUAAAGGAAGAAGGAAAGGACAUUUCACCAGACAUUUCAACAGUAUCCUCCAUCAAGGAGAAGGAAAGUAAAGAUGUUUUCUCUCAUAUCAUACUCAGCAAAGAGGAUGAGAAAGAUGCCAGUCCAGAUAAAGAGAAAACAGAUGUGAAACUGCUCAUAGAGGACAAAGACAAGGGAAAAGAAGCUCUGUCUGUUAAGGAUGAAGAAUUAAACAUAAAUAAAGUAGAUAGUUCUGAUAUCAAACCCAUAAUGCAGGAGGCCGUAGCAACACAACAGGAAGCCAUAGAGCUCAAAGAAAAAGAGGACGAAGAGGAGAGCACAGCAGAGUUAAAAACAAGUGACAUUUCUUCUAGUUCAACCACCGAAAAUGUUAAAGCUAUUAUCGAAGAAGUAGAAGAAAAACAUAUACAAAAGGAUGAGGGACAAGAGAGAGAAAUAUUUGCCCAAGCUACUAUUGUGACCGAUAAAAUUCUAGUAAAGCAGACAUCUGAUUCCACAGACGACGGUAAAGAGUCACAUUCAGGAGGAGAGGCAGGCCUAGAGAUGCAUUCUCCCUCUGAUAUUUCACAAACUGAGCUAAAAGACGCUGCACCCCAAUCUGAUGAGAAAAAGGAUUCAUGUGUCUCUGAAGAAAAGGGAGCUAAGGAGGAAAGACCUCUAAAGACUGAUUCUCUAGCCUCCACUCCAACAAAGUCCGAGGAAACAUUUGAAGAUACAGCUUCUGCAUUAACUCAGGGUCAGAAGAGAGAGGUAUAUGAAACUCAUGCUGCAGCCCACAGGAGCCACAAAGAAGAGGCUUUGCAAGAUAAAGAAGCAAAGGAUAUCACCACUGAGGAUGAACAGAAGGGAAAAGAAAAAGACGAUACUCAUGUGGCUGAGCUGACUAAAGAACAAAAAAUGGAGAAAGAGCAUGAAAAGGAAUACACAUAUGAAGCAGAAGGUAGCAGAGUUACGAAAGAGGAUCCUAACAUAGAUGAAGGAGAAACAUCUGUUUGCCAAGGAAAAGAUAACAUCGCCUCUGAGGCUGCGCUGGACAUAGAAAAGUAUGACCCACAUGAAGUUGACUGCACCAAGAGGAAAAAUUCUGAGAGUGUGACAGAAGUCCUUGAACAGGCAGGUGCGGUUGGAGCUGAGAGCAUUGAUAAAAUAAACCUAGGGACCGAACGAGUAAGCGAGAGCCAACCAGUGGAAAAGCAAGAGUUCAGUGUCUCUAAGUAUGAUCCAUAUGAAAAGCCUGUCCUCAGAGACCAGGAUUCCAGGAGAGAAGGUGAUGUUUCCCCAAUUUUUGCUCCACCCUCUGACUUUGGCAUUGAUGACAACAGGAGAGCCAGCGAGGCAGAGUGCAGUAGAACCGUGUCCCUUCUUGAUGACCAAUGCAAAGACGAACCGCUGUCUUUCAGUAGGGUUGACUACAGCCCAGUGUCCCUUACGGAGAGCGAAAGAAGUAGCCACCACAGUCAGAGUGCCUCUCCAAUCUAUGAAGACAGAGAAAAGGGCCAAGAAGAAGAGAGUGAAAGAGAAGAAAGACCAGCCACACCUUUUGUUGAGAGGAGCUUCUCGCCAACAGAUAUUCAGGACAACAAAAUGGCCCAGGCUGCCGAGUAUCGCACCUGUGCCUUUAACCUCAAAGAGGACAAACCGGAGAAAUCUGAGAAAGAGAAGGAAGGGGGCGAGGAGAUCCCUGCUUCAGUCACCCAAACAAUGCUUGAGUCAAAAUCGGCCAAGGAAUCUCAAUUACCAGAAGUAUGCUUCCUCACGAAAGAAGAACCCAGUGAGCCAAUGUCUGGAAGUGGUUUGACAACCAGCACUGUUCUAACAGACAGUAAAGGGUCGUCACCAACUUCUCCAGUUAGUGCCUCCCCUGUUCUUCAAGAAAGCUAUGCUGUUCUUGGCCAGUGCAAACCAUCUGAUCAUUCCUACAGUAAAGAUCAUCAAGUUGAAGUGAAGGACAGAGAAGAAGCUAGGAAGCCCUCAGAGUCCCUCGUAUUGCAUUCAAGUGAGGAAAACCAGGGAGAUGAAGUCCAAAAGCUGUCACCGAGUUCAGAUGACAAUGCAGACAGAACAGAGACACACAGGGAAUCUGCCUCAUCCGCAAGCACUUUUACAACUAUAACUUACUCCUCUUCUACAUUCUCCUCUACAUCACAUAGUUACUCUUCAACAGCCGCCGCUUCUGUUUCUUCUAGUCGAAUCCUCGGUGAGGAGAUUACAUUAGAUAAGUCAAUGACAAGUUCUGGUCCUGAAGAGUCUGGUGCUACUUUAAUUAAGGAGGAGAUGCCUUCUGGUGAAGCCCAUAGAGAUGGGUACAUGGAAGUGGUUCAGAAGUCUCCUACAACUGCAUCCAGUGUUCCAGAGGGGUUGACUGCUUCCAAUGAGACAGAAUCAGUCAGCAAAGAGAGCACUGAUGCCUUAGAACCAAAAAUCAUAGCAUCUGUGCCACCUCUACAAAGUACUCAACCAGACAAACCACCGGGGGAUCUAUCUAUAUCAGGAGCCCUUGUUGAUGUUUCCCUGAUACAAAGGGCAGAAUCUCCGGACACAUUGUGCCUAGGUCCAUCCGCAAAAAUGGAAUCCCACGCAUUUGAAAUGGAAGUUGUAGCUCAACCCUGUCCUAUUGAAUGUCUAAAAACGACAGUAACUGGGCAAGAUUCACCGUCUUCUCUCACUGAAUCAUAUGCAAUAGAAGGAAUUACUACAGAGACAAAGACAGUCACUGUAACCUCUGCUACUAGUGUAGUUCCCCGAACUGAUGUGACUAUGUUAACCACUGAACAGACAAGCACUGUAAGCCGCAAUGAACCAUAUUAUGGAGACAUCAAAACUCCAUGUGACACACAGGACCUGACCAAAACAAAUGAGGGACUGCAACCCCAGACCCUCAUCGCAGAGCCUCAAGAAGGCUCAGGUUCAAGAGGGUCCGGCAUUGGACAGAUUCAACUCUUACAGGGGGCCCCAGAGAAAGAUGAAGUCAAAGAAAACACCGAAAUUGAUCAGAAGCAAUGUGAACAUGUAUUAGAUGGCCAAACAAGUGAAUGUAGCAAAGUAGAGGACAGUAAAGAUACUGCUGACUCCAAAGCAGAAAGUUGCAGGAAAGAAGACCCAGAGGUUACCACGUUAGCCAUGCCACUUGAGAAGCUAGCCCUUAGGAGAAAAAGUAGCUUAUCUGACUGGGAGAUGCUGCAGAAGCCCGAAAGCUUCCCAACCGCCCCUCCUCCAGGUUAUGGGGACGACGACGAAGAGACACUGGAGCCAAUGGAGUGGAUGUCCACUCUACACAGCUCCUCUUCAUCUUCCACUAAGGUUGCACAACAAAUAGAGACAUCUGGCGCUGUGGGCAGUCAAUCUGACCGCCCCUCUGACCUGUUUGCGGGAGCACCAUCGUCCUCCUUCUCUCCUCCCGGAUCCUCCUCGUGUGAGUACGCCCACCGAAAGGGGGAGCUCUCUCCCUCGUUCAUCAACCCCAACCUCCACCAGCUGUCCAGUGACGAAACUGAGGAGGACAAAAAAAGCGAUUGUUCCCAAGAGGGGGAUGAAGACGAUCGCGAGCAGCACUCUCUAAAAAGGCGAUCUCACAAGCAGAGGCGCCACCACGCUCAGACUCCCAGUGGAGAAACUGGACUGGGGACACACCCGUUGCCAGGCACCAUGUCGUCUGGGUUGGCCGCAACGCUAGCCGGGGAGGAAACGCCUCCGACCAGCGCGAGCGAAUCACUGCCCUCUCAGUCCGACUCAGACGUUCCCCCGGAGACAGAGGAGUGCCCGUCCAUCACGGCAGAGGGGAACUUGGACUCGGACGAGGACGCAGAACAUCUACCCGUGGACAAAACGUCCGCCUCCGGAGCUGGAGCGGGCCAUCAACCCCCUUCCCCUCGGUCGGCCCAGAAGACACAGGACCCUCUUCCUGCACCCAUGAAGGACCCCUCCCCGGACCCUCCACGUCCAGAUGUCUGCAUGGUGGACCCUGAGGCCCUUCUCAAGGAUCACAUCAGCACGGAGAAACCCCUCAAGAAAGAGCACAAGACGACCAAGGUCCUCAGGAAGAGCAAACCCAAGUCAGCCUCUCCUGCUCGGAAGGGGGAGGGAAGGAAGAGAUCCACUACCCCGGUGAAGCAGAGCACCAAGGAGGGCAGCUCAUCGCGCUCCACCUCUUUAAGGAGGAGGGACACCGAGAGAGGCUCUCGGCUGCUCAAGAUGUCCGAGACUCAAGGGUCUCGCACGGAUAUAAACAACCCUGGAAAGCUCUUGGUCAAUGGUGUGAAAAGCAGUCCAGGGAACACCACCCCAAAGGCAGGUGCAGCAGUACCCUCUGGGCCACCCAUCUAUGUGGACUUGGCCUACGUGCCCAACCACUGCAGUGCCAAGAACGUGGACCAGGAGUUCUUCAAGAGGGUCCGGGCGUCUUACUAUGUGGUUAGCGGCAAUGACCCGGGCAGUGCAGAGCCUAGCCGUGGGGUUCUGGAUGCCCUGCUGGAGGGCAAGUCCCACUGGGGCUCCAACCUACAGGUGACUCUGAUCCCCACCCAUGACACGGAGGUGACCCGGGAGUGGUACCAGCAGACCCACGAGAAGCAGCAGGAGCUCAACAUCAUGGUGCUGGCCUCCAGCAGCACCGUGGUCAUGCAGGACGAGUCCUUCCCCGCCUGCAAGAUCGAGUUCUGAACCUCCUC